Molecule: messenger RNA, 456 nt
Organism: Priapulus caudatus
Lineage: Eukaryota; Metazoa; Priapulida; Priapulimorpha; Priapulimorphida; Priapulidae
Product: MOXD1 homolog 1-like
Exons: 5
Coding region: 83-388 (101 amino acids)
Molecular function (GO): dopamine beta-monooxygenase activity
Source: RefSeq, a predicted model, not a curated record
AGGUGUGGUGGACAACUCCGGCAUCCGCGUGUACUACACGGCUAACCUGCGGCAGAACGAUGGCGGUGUGCUGGUAAGCGGAAUGAACAUGAACUGGACAACGCUGGUGCCGCCCUACCAGGAGUCGUUCACGACGUAUGGCCACUGCGGCGGCGCCUGCACGAGAGAGGCGCUGCCGAAAGAUGGCAUCACCAUCAUAGGCGGAUUUGUGCACACGCACUCUCUCGGGCGCCAGCUGGUGGCCAGACACUUCCGCAAUGGCAGAGAACUGCCUGAAAUCAUGCGGGAUUCUGGAUAUGAUCCAAAGUAUCAGGAGGCCCGUGCUGCCUACGAAAGCCCAGUCAAGAUUUAUGCCGGGAGAUCACAUUGCCCUGGAGUGCACCUAUGACUCAAGGCACAGGAACGAGGUCACAGUCGGAGGAUUUUCAACACGGUAAGAGCUAUGCGUUGAAUACU